Messenger RNA from Scaptodrosophila lebanonensis, 1359 nucleotides. RefSeq names its product suppressor APC domain-containing protein 2. The transcript is spliced from 4 exons. The record is from RefSeq and is a predicted model, not a curated record. Bases 1 to 1359 code for a protein of 452 amino acids. NCBI's taxonomy places the organism in Eukaryota, Metazoa, Arthropoda, Insecta, Diptera, Drosophilidae.
AUGGCACACAUUCCCACACAAGAGAUGCUGCGUCAGAACAGCAACACUAUGCUAACGCUUAAUGCCGCAGACAUGGCCAAUAUGAGUGCCUUAAGUGUGGGAGGCAAGGUGGAACAUAGUGGAAGCACGUUGGACGCUUUGCCAAAACAGUUUGUGCUGUCGAUGAAGAAACUCUUCGAUAUAUUGGAUGACAAGCACUGCGGCUUUGUCCGAUAUGCGGACAUUGAGAAGGGCUGGCAGGACGAUGGAUCCAAGGGCCUGCCGCAGGGUGUGCUGGAUUCUUUGCGGCGUGUAACGCCAUCCAGUGGUCUGCUUUCAUUCGAUCGCUUUUGUGCCGGACUCAAGUUAUGUCUGCUACGUAACCAGCAGACCGUAAGCACUGCGCCAACAGCCAAGAUCAGACCACGUUCGCAACUCAUACAGAGUAUGCCGUCUAGCUUGGAUUUGGAGCAAGAAUUCGCACACGUCUCGGUCAAUGACUUUGGCACGUCGGCGCCGCCACCAAAACCACCGCGUCAGCCGCUGGCCAAGGCAGAUAUUAGACAUGCCCUGCAAAACUGGCAGCUUAGUCUGAUGUCCGACGAACUGAAUGCCAAGUAUAAACAUUUGAAAACUGCACGCGAACAAUUCGAGCAUCGAGGUUCAGCCGAUGGUGGCUCGUCCUCGACUUCAGCUACGGAUUAUGCUCUGGGCAUGACAUUGGGUCUUCCGCCAAAGAAGUCUGCGAACAAGCGACGUGAAUCCCGUCGCCAUACCUUGCAACAUGGAAUAGAUUACAAUAUGCUGAAGCGUCUGAAGCAACUGGAGGAGGAACGCGAGUUGCUGCUGUUCGGCCUGGAUGGUGUGGAAAAGGCGCGCGACUGGUACAUGCAACAGGUCCUCAAUGUGCAGGAACAGAUUAAGUAUUUCGGGCGCCGAGGCACACGUUUUGAACAAUGGUCUGAGAUACAGCAGGAGCGUUUAAACUUUCAGCGCGCGCGUGUCUUGGAGGUGAAUCGCAGCUUGGCCAUAUUAACAGAUACAUGGGAGCAUGGCGGCUAUCCACUGCAUAUUAAUCUGGCCUUUGCCACGCCUACGAAAGCACAGCAGCAUUUCAAGCAUUACACGUCCAGCCUGGGCAGCAAUGAUGUGAAGCCACGAAAAUUUAACGAUUCACUAACCAUGCACGAUGACGAGCGUUUCGAUCUGAUUGGGCAGGAACUCUAUGAGCUGCAACAACAACAACAGCAACAGCAACAACAUCAGCAACAAUUCCACAGUCUGCGGGCCAAGCGUCAAAUGUCCGAGUUUGUGCUUAGCCAGCCAUCGCCAGUAAGCCAAUCGUCUGCCGGUUUGGGAGAUGCCGACGUUGUUUAUUGA